Messenger RNA from Morchella importuna, 2205 nucleotides. RefSeq lists its product as uncharacterized. Gene Ontology annotation, molecular function: RNA binding; translation initiation factor activity; translation initiation factor binding. The record is from RefSeq and is a predicted model, not a curated record. The coding region runs from base 1 to 2205 and encodes 734 amino acids. The transcript has 4 exons. Gene Ontology annotation, cellular component: eukaryotic translation initiation factor 3 complex. NCBI's taxonomy places the organism in Eukaryota, Fungi, Ascomycota, Pezizomycetes, Pezizales, Morchellaceae. Gene Ontology annotation, biological process: translational initiation.
AUGGCGCCCCAUAGCUCAUUUGACGAUGAUGAAGAUAUCGACUUCUCGGAUCUCCGAGAACAAUUUGAGGUACGACUUGACGAGGGACUUGAUGCUUUCGUCGUUGUCGAUGGAUGCCCCGUCGUUCCGGAAGAGAAUAGAGGCAAAUUGAUCAAGUUCUUGAGCAAGAAGUUGAGUGAGGUUGGAAAGAUAAAGGCCGACUCAGUUACCAUGCCUCUGAACGCCGAAACCAACAAAACUGAGGGGUACGCCUUUGUUGAGUACGAGACUCCCGAACAGGCCCUUGCUGCUUGCAAGCAGUUGAGCGGUAUACCACUCGAUAGAAAACACACCAUCGCUAUCAAUAAGCUUACGGACAUCGAACACUUUGGUCGGGAGGGGCGGAUCAAGGAAGAAUAUGUGGAGCCUGAGAUAGAACCCUAUGUUGAACGGGAACAUUUCCGUUCUUGGUUGAGCGAGCCUAAUGCCCGUGAUCAGUUUGUGAUGUACCGUGGUGAGAGCGUGGGCGUGUUUUGGAACAGGAAGAAGGACCAACCAGAACCAGUCGUUGAUAGACAACACUGGACCGAGUCAUUUGUACAGUGGUCUCCCCAAGGAACUUAUCUUACCUCCGUCCACGCACAGGGUGUUCAACUUUGGGGUGGUCCAAGCUGGAAACGUGUUAUGCGAUUCGCCCAUCCUGCUGCCAAUUUGGUCGAUUUCUCACCAAACGAAAAUUAUAUUGUCACCUGGUCGAACAGACCAAUCUCAAUCCCCGAAAAUCCUCCCCCAGGUUUUCCUCUCAGUGCAGAUGAGGAUGGCAAGAAUUUUAUUGUCUGGGAUAUCAAGACUGGUAAUCUUUUGCGAUCAUUCACAUCUCUUGAGGCUGCGAACGACGCGGACGAGGGUGUCAAGGCUUUGGGACGCAAGAAGAUUAACUGGCCUGUUUUCAAAUGGUCAUCGGACGACAAGUACGUCGCCCGUGUCCUUCCCGGACAAGCCAUUCAGAUCUAUGAAACACCUAGCAUGAUGCUUCUCGGAAAGAAGGCGGUCAAGGUUGAGGGUGUCGUCGAUUUCGAGUGGUCUCCUUCAAUUCCGGAAGGAAAGGGCAAAUCCAAGCCUGAACAGAUGCUCACAUAUUGGACCCCGGAAAUGAAUAACCAAACUGCCCGUGUUACUCUUAUGAACAUUCCUUCACAAACUAUCGUUCGUACACGAAAUUUGGUUAAUGUGUCGGAUUGCAAGCUUCAUUGGCAGUCAGAGGGUAAAUACCUCUGUGUUAAGGUUGAUAGGCACACCAAGACCAAGAAGUCAACAUUCACUUCCCUCGAAUUCUUCCGUGUGAAGGAAAAGAACAUCCCCGUCGAAAUUGUCGAACUCAAGCAGACAGUGAUCAACUUUGCAUGGGAACCCAAGGGCGACCGUUUCGUUUUCAUUACCACCGAUGAGGCCGUCCAAGGCGCCACUGUCGCUCCCAAGACGAACAUUGCUUUCUAUGCCCCCGAGAAAAUCAAGAACGGCGUCGGCGAGUUCUGCCUUGUGAAAACCGUUGAAAAGAAGAAUUCUAACGCCAUUUACUGGUCUCCCAAGGGUCGUUUUGUGCUGAUCGCCACCGUCCACUCACAGCAGAGCUUCGACCUCGAAUUCUGGGACUGCGAAUUUGAAGGUGAAAAGCAGAAGCCAGAGACCAAGAACAAGGAGGUGGCUGCAAACCUCAUGCUCAUGGGCGCCUCUGAGCACUACGGUGUGACCGACGUUGAAUGGGACCCCACUGGACGAUAUGUCGCUACCAGCGUGAGCAUGUGGAGGCAUACCAUGGAAAACGGCUACCAUCUCUGGGAUUUCAAGGGAACCCUUCUCCGCGAAGAGCACAUUGACCGCUUCAAGCAGCUCCUCUGGCGUCCCCGCCCACCUACAAUGCUCUCCAAGGAGGAGCAAAAGACUAUCCGCAAGAACCUCCGUGAAUACUCACGCCAGUUCGACGAGGAGGACACCUUCGAGGCCGAGACCGCCAACCGCGAGGUUGUCGAGGCACGGAAGAGGCAGCUCGACGAAUGGCGCGCAUGGAGAGAGCGGGUCGAGAAGGACCUCAAGGCCCAGCGUGUCGAGCUCGGACUGCCAGAGGACCCCAACGCGGCCCAGAGGAAGAAGGAUGAGGCGGAGGACACCGUUAUCGAGGAGAUUGUGGAGGAGGUCAUAAGUGAGCACGAGGAGGAGAUUGUGUAA